Molecule: messenger RNA, 995 nt
Organism: Drosophila kikkawai
Lineage: Eukaryota; Metazoa; Arthropoda; Insecta; Diptera; Drosophilidae
Product: venom allergen-1-like
Source: RefSeq, a predicted model, not a curated record
AAUAUGAUUCUUCACCGCGUACUCCCAUUGACAAUGCUCUUGGCGCUGGCUUCCUGCUACAACUACUGCAACAAUAAGACGCAUGUCUGCAAUCUGGGCGGUUUAAAGCACUUCAUGUGUCGCCUGGAAGAGGAACUGCCUCCAUACAACGAAACCACAUUGGUUGAUAUAAUUCCGGACACCCGAAAUCUUCAAACGGAUAUGGUGGUAUUGCUAAAUAAUUUCCGUGACAUGAUGGCGAGCGGCCAGGCCAUUACCAAGUUAAACAAGACGUUUCCGAGUGCCACACGGAUGCGGCGACUUAUCUGGGACAAUGAGCUGGCCUACCUGAGCCGCGUCCAUGCCUCUACGGUAUCCUUUAAGCACACCGAGUGUCGAUCCACACUGCGGUUUCCGUUUGUCGGUGAGAUCACGGCAAUGAUGGCGGCCCCACUUAAAAAGAAGUUGACCAUAGACGGUGCGUUACGUAGGGUGUUUAGAAGAAUAUGGAAGACGCACCGCGAUGUGGAGGACCCCAAAAAAUUCAUUGAAGCCUUUACAACCACCAGUAAUUUUUCUGCCGAUGACCUCGCUAUCAUCAUUAACGAUCGUGUCUCUCGCUUCGGCUGCGGUAUCGCCGUGGGUUCCAAGGACUCCAGCAGCUUUUUUUACUUUCUGACCUGCUAUUUUGACAAUACCAACAUAGUCAACGCCCCUAUCUAUAAGCCUGGUGUGCCGACCAGUGGUUGCGAUGAGUGGGAGGCGGUUCCCAGCAUUAAGUGGUCCUAUCUGUGUAAGAAUCUUGGCUUGAUCUUUCCGAAUGAUUGAGAUGACAUUCUUGAGGAAUUGUAAUCCGUGGAAUUCAGAGACGAGCUUUAGUGGGUUUAACAUAUACUCGUACAUUUAUUUAUUUUUUUUUUUUGUAUGCUCUUGCCUAGUAUGGGUUCCAAAGCGUAGGAGACCGACUUGGAAUGCCUCUCUCAGAACCCGAAAUACAAUCCUAACAAUUCCUACGA